AAAAUAAAAAAAUAAAUAAGGGAUUGUAAGCUGACAAGAUCCUUGCAAUCUGUGAUGUCAAUCAAAGGUUGCCUCGCCUAAAAAUAAAAUAAAAAAAAAAUAAAAACCACUGUCUUCACCAACAAGUCAAAGACUUUGAUUUUUUUUAAAUGAAAAAAUACUUCAUUUUUUAAGCUCCCAGAUGAUUCUUAUACAUUAGCCAGGCUGGGAAUGACUAGUCGCAUGAUGAGGGUGCACACUUACUCCAUUUAAGCAACCACCACAGCUCAAAACGACCCCCAGUGGAACUAUUCCUGAGUCAGUGAAUAACUACGCCUACACUGUGUGUGUGGGGCGGGGGGGGGGUGCGGUGUCCCACUAAAAUCUAAAAAAUAUUUAGGUUAAAAGUUGGGUUUACUUACUUUAAAUGUAAUUUUUUAAUGUUUUUUUGUUUUAAUGUACAAACUCCUCUGUUUGAGCUUUGUUAUUCUUUUGAUCUAUAGCUGAAUAGAUAAAGAAAACAGGAAGAAUCUUAUGUGUAAAAGGACAAUUUGGAUAUGUUUUUGCGAUUGAGUAGAAAAGUCCUAAAAACUGUGCUUGUAUUUGGCAUCACAAAGUUAGAAAAAGUUCGGCUCUAAUGCAAAAAUGAAGCAUGUUCACCGACACAAUCCUCAACAAUUCUAGAAUAGUUCUAGAACUGAACCAAAGGAAUCAUCAACAGACUGAAACCGACCAGUUCCAUCACGAGUUCCCCUGGCGGCUUCGGUCCUCGCUCUUAGGGUUUCCUCAUGGGAAACGUAACCGAGAGAGGCUCCAGGGAGCUGGUCGCUGACGGUGGCAAGUUGUUGGAAGAAGGCCCACAUGUGGCACUCCACACUAAGCUCUACGACGCCAUCAUGAGAGAGGACUGCGCCGUCAUCCAGGCACUGCUCCGAAGCCACCCCGUCAACCAGCCCGUGACCGUCCCCGCCAGCCCUACCAACUGCAGAUUACUUCUGAACCAGACGCAGUCCAUCAUCCCCAUUCACCUGGCUGCCGAAUACCACAAGCCACAAAGUCUGCACUGUUUGUUAGAACACGGCGCUGACCCAGAAAUCAGGGACACGAGGGGCCUCACUACCCUGCACCUGAUGCUGCUGCACUGGCCGAUCACUUCUACCACGUGGACGAAGCCGGGCAACAGAAUCCAAAGGCUCCUGACAGAUAUUCAGGACAACGCCACGGCGUGUCUCCGUGUUCUGUGUGAGCACGGGGCUCAAGUGAAUGCUCGCGUGGACAACAGCAACAAGCAUUCGCCCCUCCACCUGGCCAUCACGUAUGGGACCUACCCAGUUCUCUCCAUUUUAGCUCAAAACGGUGCCCAUGUCAACGCUAUCAAUGAAUCCAGCAUGACACCCCUCCACAUGGCUGCAGAUAUACUGAAUAAGGAGAUGAUAGAAACACUCAUUGCCUGUGGCGCAAACGUCAACUGCAUCGUUUCGUCGACUGGGAACACGGCCCUUAAGCUGGCGGUGUGUACUGCGUCGAGCAAAGCGGGCCGCCUGCUGGCGGCAGGGCUGGGCUGCAUCCGGCUGCUGCUGACCCACGGGGCCAAAGUAAACGCCCAGGACCAUGAGGGCCAAACAGCCAUCCACGAGGCGUGUUUCGGAGGCAGAGAGGCGAUAAUCCACCUCUUGCUUGAAUUUGAAGCAAAUGUUAAUAUCUUAACGAGAAACGGGGAGUCUCCGAUGUACAUGUACCUUCAGCGCAGCUCCAAUAUAAGAGACACGGCCCUCCUCGCCAAGCUCCUCUACCGCUCCUACCCGCUGAGGCUGACCAAUCACCAAGGAAUUCUCCCGGCAGGAAUCAUGCUACCAGAAUUCCACCUCUUAAGGGAGACCCUAAUCAAGUUAUCCCAAAAACCCUUAUCCCUAGAAGAUAUCUGUAAAAGAAGCAUCAGAAAUAUUUACGGUGAGAGAUACAAACAACACGUGAAACGCCUUCUCCCGGUGAAGAUGUGGAACUCCGUGUACGGUUGUCAUGACUUAGCUUGCCUCUUGAAAUGA
Messenger RNA from Pteropus alecto (black flying fox), 2024 nucleotides. It is a transcript of the gene ANKRD61, whose product is annotated as ankyrin repeat domain 61. NCBI's taxonomy places the organism in Eukaryota, Metazoa, Chordata, Mammalia, Chiroptera, Pteropodidae. Gene Ontology annotation, molecular function: protein binding. The record is from RefSeq and is a predicted model, not a curated record. The transcript has 3 exons. Bases 768 to 2024 code for a protein of 418 amino acids.